AUGAACACGGAAAUUAUCAAGCAGCACAGCUCGAUUGGUGGACACUACUUUGAUCAGUCAUACGAUGAGGCACUGAAGGCAGCUCGCCAAGAACUACUGGAAGACAUCAUUCCAGCAGGCCUCGAAAAGAAGGAUUGGUGGGGUUCAUUGCCGGUGAAAUAUCUCGCCUUUGGAAAAGGACGGCCGGAGAGGAUAUAUCGUUAUAAAAAGGCCACCACUUUCGAUCGACUGCUGGAAGUCCUCGAUAAAUGGACUGCAUAUCGAAGCUGGGUGAUAACUUGGCCCAUCGACCCGAAAUGUCAAAGAGAAGCUGAAAACUUUUGA
Cooperia oncophora is the source of this 324-nucleotide messenger RNA. Lineage: Eukaryota; Metazoa; Nematoda; Chromadorea; Rhabditida; Trichostrongylidae. The record is from the annotation of a GenBank genome assembly.